Messenger RNA from Doryrhamphus excisus (bluestripe pipefish), 1086 nucleotides. Its product is annotated as G-protein coupled receptor 4. Gene Ontology annotation, cellular component: membrane. Gene Ontology annotation, biological process: G protein-coupled receptor signaling pathway. Gene Ontology annotation, molecular function: G protein-coupled receptor activity. The record is from RefSeq and is a predicted model, not a curated record. NCBI's taxonomy places the organism in Eukaryota, Metazoa, Chordata, Actinopteri, Syngnathiformes, Syngnathidae.
UCCAGGGGUGAGCAGGACCAAACGGGAGUUGAUGGUUUUUAGCAUGCGAGCUGGAGGAAUAUGAUGUAAGAAACACUUGGAAGGAGAUAGACAUGUCCAACGACAGCUGCGGCCUCCCUUUGGACACAGAUGUAUUUGGCCUGACUUGCAUAUACGGUUUGGUGUUCUCAUUGGGUCUGCCCAGCAACCUGCUGUCGCUAUGGGGACUGUACCACCUGGGCCGCGGGAACGGUAGCUGCCAGCAGGUCUACAUCCUCAACCUGUUGCUGUCCGACCUCCUGCAGCUGCUCACCCUUCCCUUGUGGAUCCUGUACCUCCAGGGCAACCACCGUUGGCCCUACGGGCGGCUCACGUGCGAGCUAGUAGGCUACGUGUUCUACGUCAAUGUCUACGUCAGCGUCAUGUUCCUGUGCCUGAUAGCGCUGGACCGCUGUCUGGCCAUCGUGUUCCCGCUGAGCAGCCGAAGAUUGAGAACGGUCAGGGUGGCGGCGGUGUCAGGCGUGGCGGUCUGGACACUUACAUUUCUCUUCUGCUUGUUUGGACUCUUGCCGUCGGUUUUCAACACGGAACGACUACUGUGUCUGGAGCAGUACCCAGUGAGUCUCAGGUACGCCCACUUCAAGAUCACCACUGUGGCUCUGGGCUUCCUGUUGCCGUGCGUCAUACUGGGCUACACAUCAGCCCACAUUGGAGUGACCCUACGCCGCUCUCCCACCUUGUCGGCCCAUGAACGCCACAAAAUCGUAGGCAUCCUGGUGGUCAUCACAAUCAACUUCAUCGUCGUCUUCGGACCGUACCACCUGGUGGGAGGCUACAGAUUUGCAUCCCUGCUGUGGACCAAUGAGCCGUGCGCACUGGAGCGUGCUAUCUUCCUGUUCUACCGCCUGUGCUACGGGCUGACCAGCCUCAACACGCUGCUCGAUCCUCUCUUCUACAUCUUUCUGUGCGCCGACGCCCGGCUGGAGCUGCGGAGGUCACUUCCCUGCUCAGGGCGGGGUCAAAACGUUUGCAAAAAUAGCACUACGGCUCAUCAGGAUGCCAAGGGACAUCAGGAAAGUCUUUUUGUAACGUAGAUCAAACAAUAUG